AUGGGAUGGGCAGCUGAGCCAAAGUUUCAUAUUCUAGCUGUUGUCGACAGUAUCAUUGACAGAAAGCUUAUUGAAAGGUUACUUAAAACGUCUUCAUACCAAGUUGCCACAGUUGAUUCAGGCACUAAAGCUUUAGAAUUUCUGGGUUACAUCAAGAUGGCGCAAUCAACCCAAAUACAUCAUCUGCUUCUUCUAAUAAUCACCGGGUUCAUGGAAGUUGAAGUGAAUCUUGUCAUUACAGAUUACUGUAUGCCUGGCAUGACAGGCUAUGACUUGCUUAAGAAAAUCAAGUUCCUUUUAUAG
Molecule: messenger RNA, 303 nt
Organism: Hibiscus syriacus
Lineage: Eukaryota; Viridiplantae; Streptophyta; Magnoliopsida; Malvales; Malvaceae
Product: two-component response regulator ARR9-like
Exons: 4
Coding region: 1-303 (100 amino acids)
Biological process (GO): cytokinin-activated signaling pathway; phosphorelay signal transduction system
Source: RefSeq, a predicted model, not a curated record